Naegleria lovaniensis is the source of this 4209-nucleotide messenger RNA. RefSeq lists its product as uncharacterized. Bases 1 to 4209 code for a protein of 1402 amino acids. The record is from RefSeq and is a predicted model, not a curated record. Lineage: Eukaryota; Heterolobosea; Eutetramitea; Acrasida; Naegleriidae. The transcript has a single exon.
AUGAAAGCACUUUCCAAAGCCAAACUUCGUCAUUCUCAAAAGCAACAACAAGAUGGCAAAGCAGUGCCUCCAACUCCUCCCUCUCGGAAAACCAACCAUUCACAAUCAUCGAAUCAUGACGACAUUUCUCUCAAUGAUCAUAUUCCAAUCAAUCCUCAUUCCUCCUCUUCUUCUACUUUACAUCAUCAGUUGGAAUAUGAAAGAAAUUUACUUCUUCUCACUCUACUCAACAUGAAUUUAAAUUUAAUCAUUCAUACGAGUGGUAACCAUACCAAUGAUGACACUUCAUUAUCACUUCAUUCCUAUUUACAAUCUCUUCAAUCCAAUUCUGAAGAUGUGAAUUUAGUCAAUUCUCUGAGUCGGAUCAACAAUGUACCAUCUCUUGUACAACGUAUUCUUACCAAACAAUCCAUUGAUUUGAGUGAAUUUGAAUUGAUUUUACCUGAAAAUGAUCAUCCUAUUCAUACUGAUCACUCUACUGAAAAGAGUAAUACAAGUAUCAUCAUGACAACAAUGAAUUUGACUCAACCCUUGCCAAUGACAUCAUCAUCACCAACAUUUCCGACAACAAUGACAUUAUCUCAAGAAGAAGAGGGUCUCAACUCGAUCACUCCUCAGAGUCCAACAACCACAACAACAACACCACCAAAAUCAUCCUUACAACCUCCAAUGAUGAAAAAUUUGAACACGACUCAACGAUUGAAACCUCUUCCAAAACCAGCAUUAUUAGAUACUUCAGAAUUAUUAUAUAAAACUGUGAUUGGUGUGGUUGAACCUUCGAACAACAAAUCAUCCUUGUUACUUCAAUCUUCAACUUGGAAUAACAUUUCCUACAAUGAUUUGAAAUUAAUUUCCUAUGAACUUGUAUUAAUAUUAUCCAAUUCAUUGAUUGAAUAUCAUACCAUUCAUAAUAAUAGACAAUAUAUUGAUACUUUAUUGAAUGUAGUAAGAAAGUAUUGUGGAAUUUCUAAAAUAGAUCAUUUUAACAUGAUUAAGAGAGUAUUUUCUGGAAUUUCUACUACCACUGGUCAUAAUCCUCUACUCUCAAAUAAUAUUCUUUCAUCAUUUAAUACCAUUGAUUGUGUUGAAUAUUAUCAAGCAUUAACCAAGUUAAAAUCUUCACACACUGAAUCCAAUGUUGAACAAAAAUCAUCUCUCUAUCUUUGGAAAUUAAUUGCUAAUAAUUUAAAAAAUAGUGAAAAUUUAAAUGUAUUGAAAAUCUAUGCUCUAGUAUUUUUAAAUGUAUUAUUAUCAUUGAUAUUUAUCAAAUUUCAUCCAUCUCAUACAAAUACUACUACUACUGCUACUAGUAUUACUACUAGUACUAAUACUAAUACUACUACCACAACUUUACCUUUUCAAAUUAAAUUGAAAAAUCAAAUAUAUUCAGAUUUCAAUUCAUUACAAUCAUGCCUUUGCAAUGAAUUUGAAUUAUUUAUCAAGUGUGAAGAACAUCCAAUGGAGAAUGCCAUUCAAAUCUAUACAAGAUUAAAUUCAGAUAUUGUCAUGCCAUUAAUUCCACAAUUGAGUGAAAAUUUAAUCAAUAAUGGUCCACUUUCAAUCAUUUCUACCAUGACUACUACUACUAGCACUACUUUAACUCUACCCUAUCCAUUUCCUCUCAAUAUCAAAUUAUAUUCUCAACUCUCAGAUACUCGAGUAUUAAAUAUUUUAAAAUUACUUAAAAAUAAUCAAUUAGAAAUUCCAGAAUAUUUUGAAGAUAUUAUGAAUGAGAGUAAUGGUGUUGAUUAUAAUGAAUAUUUUGAAAAUGUUAUUGAACAUGAUUCUGUUACCAUGGCAUUGAAACCUAUUCGACAAUCUUUGAAUAUUUCUGAAACAAUGGAUACCUUGUGUUUCAUUGAUUCCAUAUUUAGAAUGGAACAAAAUUGUAGUACAGAUACUGAUUUAAUGUUACAAUGUGAUCAGUUAUUGUUACUACUCUUUCAAUAUUAUAUCAAGAAGAGAAAUAUUAUUUCUAAUUAUUCUAAAUAUAGUGAAGAAGAAAAAGUGUACUAUGAUACUAUAUUUGGAACGAUGCGACAAGUCUUGGGUCAUCAAUUAUUAGAUUUUACUUCAAGUUAUAGUAUUGAUCAUGAAAUAUUUUCUUGUCAUCUCAAAUUAUUUAGAUAUAUUUGUUAUAUCAUGAUGAAGAAUGAUUCGACAUUAACCAAUCCAUCCAUGAAUUUAAUAUUUGAAAAUAUUACCAAAUCAUCCAUUCGAAAACAAUAUGAAAGAAUUAAACAACAAGAAUGUACACAUGUGGCAUGGAAGGGUCAUGUCCAUACUCUAGAAGUAACUAUAGCUAGUAAGAAUAGUGGUGUCAUCCAUUCUUCUAAUAAUAGUAAUAAUAGUAGUCCUACUAGUCCAACUAGUAUCCAUACUCCUCCUAUUAUAAAUUCUCCUACUACUACUAGUAUCCAAUCACCUACUACUAGUAAUAGUAUUCAUACUCCUACUAAAAAUAAUGAUUUAAAAGACUUUUUCGCAACGGACAUGGAUCAUGAACAAGACGAUACAAAAGAUACCACUCUCAUCAUUUGUAAUGAAUUUAUUCAAUUUGGAAAAGAAUUACUCUCAGAAUUAACAUAUCAACAAUCUACAUUGUUUGCAUCACUCUCCAAUUACUAUGAAGGAGCAUUUAUUGAAUCACUUUAUAUGACUUUUGCUUUUUAUAUGAAAGAUUUACAAUCCAUUCUAUCCAAGUAUUUAUUUCCAACAACAAGUACUAGCACUGGUACUAUGAAUACUGGUAUGAAUACUAAUACUACAAAUACUACCAGUAAGAAUAGAGAUAAUGCUGAAUUUUCUUCCAAUCAUAGUCAUUUAUUUAAUAUUUUUUCUGUUCUUCAAUCUUUUUUAAUAUUAUUUAAUGAAUGUAUAUUUGAGAGUAAUGACGUGAAUGAAGAAGAGAAUGAUAUUCAUGAUAUGAAUACUACUACUACUACUACUUACAAACGUUCCUAUCCUCAUCGAAUUCUAAAAAUAUUUGAACCUAUCAUGAAUCUAUUGAAACAACCCAUGACUCUUUACAUUAAUCAUAUUCAAAGUCAAUUCUUUAAAUAUUUAGAAAAUGCAGUCAAGUUAGAGAAAUGGCAACCUCUCAAUGAAGAUGUUCAAUAUUCAUCAUCCUAUAUUGAUAUCUUUACAUUUAUUCGACAAGGAGUGCCAUCACUCUAUUCGAUUUGUUUACCCAAUGUAUUGGAAUAUUACAAACAUUUUCAUCAAUGUUUGAGUGGAUUAAUGCAACGGUAUUGUGUUCAUAUUAUGAAAGAUUUACCAAAACCAGAAGAUUUUAUACCAAAGAGAUUAUAUCCAUGGAGUGGAGGUCAUGUUGUGGAUGAUACAAUGACUCGUAGAGUGAAUUCAAGUAGUACGACAACUACUAGUAGUAGUAGUCGAGUGAAUCAAAAAACUGGAAUGUUUAGAAAAUUUUUAAAAUCUGCGAAUAGUGCUACUUCUAGUGCUACUUCUACUACUACCUCUAGUGCUACUUCUACUACUACUACUAAUUCGACUCGAAUGGACACAACGACUAUUACUCUUGGAUCUUCUUGUUUGGAAGCCAUGAAUGAUCUCAUUACAGAUCCAAGAAAUCAAUCAUUCUCAAAUAAUGAUUCCAAUAUCAUCACUUAUGAAUCGUUGUUUGUCAGAUUGGCUAAUCUUGUCAAUACUCGUCGACAAUACAUCAAGACAGUGAAAGAAUUAAUUGAAUAUUCAGAACAGAGUCGAUUAUUAUUUAUUGGAAAAUCAAAUUCUACAAUGGAAUAUAAUCAUCAAUUACCAUCCAUCUAUGCAAGUGUUGAUUUUUAUUCAAAUUUAGAAGGAACUUCUGAUUUGUUAAAAGAUUUCAUUUCUCAACUCACUGAAUUAAUUGGAGCUAGAAAUAUCUAUUGUGAAUUGUAUAAUAAUUUAUUUGGAGAAUUAUAUUUACCUCAAGUGAAAGAUUUUACCUUUGCACCUAAAAUGAUUCAAGAAUAUUUUGAACCAUGUUUAGAAUCAUUAUUAGAUUUGUGUGAUGAUCCAGUGUGUGUCGAGUGGAUUAUUACAUGCAUGUUUAAACAUUUAAUAAGAGUCUUGUAUUUGAUUAUUGUUGAAGGUUAUUUAUCACCCUAUAAUGAAUUUCAUUUGAAAUGGAGAUGUUUGGGUGGGAGUGGUGAAGGAUCUAGUAGUAGUAGUAGUAAUAAUUCUAAAAAUUCUAAAAAAUUCUAA